Pecten maximus is the source of this 696-nucleotide messenger RNA. Its product is annotated as circumsporozoite protein-like. The coding region runs from base 1 to 696 and encodes 231 amino acids. The record is from RefSeq and is a predicted model, not a curated record. The transcript is spliced from 2 exons. NCBI's taxonomy places the organism in Eukaryota, Metazoa, Mollusca, Bivalvia, Pectinida, Pectinidae.
AUGGCAUGCAGACAGCAUUUUAAAACAGAGAGUCCAAUGACAGACAAUGGUGAGGUUGACAAGAGGACAUACAAUGAUGAGGUUGGAGACAGGACAGACGAUGGUGAGGUUGACGAGAGGACAUACAAUGAUGAGGUUGGAGACAGGACAGACGAUGGUGAGGUUGACGAGAGGACAUACAAUUAUGAGGUUGGAGACAGGACAGACAAUGGUGUCGUUGACAUGAGGAUAGACAAUGCUGAGGUUGGAGACAGGACAGACAAUGGUGAGGUUGGAGACAGGACAGACAAUGGUGAGGUUGGAAACAUGACAGACAGUGGUGAGGUUGGAGAAAGGACAGACAGUGGAGAGGUUGGAGACAGGACAGACAAUGGUGCCGUUGACAUUUGGACAGACAGUGCCGUGGUGAUGUUGGAGGCAGGACAGACAGUGGUGAGGUUGGAGACAGGACAGACAGUGGUGAGGUUGGAGAAAGGACAGACAGUGGAGAGGUUGGAGACAGGACAGACAAUGGUGAGGUUGGAGACGGGACAGACAGUGAUUGGGAAGAGGAUAAACAGUGAUAAGGUUGGUGAGAGGAUAGACAGGGGUGUCGAAUUGAAGAAGGAAGUUUUAAGGCAUUGCUUUCAAUUUUCAAAACAAUGUUGGGGAGCUGUUGUGUAUGAUGGGAAAGGAUUGUUUUCCGAUCCCAAGUGA